AUGAAGUUGUGUUGGGUGUGGCGGCUUAAAUAUUUGCGGGCGUCGAAGGUGGCGUACGGCGGCUCGGUGGCUACUCUGUUGAAGGGCUAUCUGCAGCAGGGGGCGGAGACGCACGCUGCCAACCUGCCGGCGUCACAGAAGUAUUUCUACAAGCGGCGGGAGCAGAGUGACGCGUCGACCUCGCAGAAGCACCAGAUGAUUCAGCUGCGUCUUGGCUCCGCCCAGGUAUUGACCUCGACGGCAGGAAACAUCUCCAACCACAACGAGGCGCAUCCCCUUUAUUACUCCCAGGCCUCGCCUCGGGCGGCCGGGCUGUGCGUCUCUCUCGUCGUCGCGCUGAAUAAACUGCGAAUCCGGCGACUUACGGAGCUGCAGGGGGCGUUGAUACCGAUGUUGCUUAGAGGCAAGCAUGUCAUUGCACAUGCCGAAACAGGAACUGGAAAGAGCUUUGGCAUCGCGCUCGCCUGCGCUAAUCGAAUCAUUCGGCAGAAGAUUAACUACCGUCUCCACACGGUCAUCAUUGUUCCAACGGAGGAGCUGGCGCUGCAGUACGAAAAGUGGCUGCGUCACUUUGGGGGAGCCACUUCGCAGGUGGCGCAAGUAGCAAUCGAGCGGGUUCCGAUGGAGACGCAGCUGGCGCGGCUGCACAACAUCCAGCCACAUGUGUUGGUUGGCACACCGCAGCGUAUUGCUGAUGUCUUGAGACUCAGUCCCACAAUCCUGGGUGAGAAGCUCCGCCGUAAGGUGGACUGCGUUAUUCUGGACGAGGCCGAUAUUAUUUUGGCUUCCGAGGUGCAGUUUGGGCGUCACACAAUAAGUGGGAGUAGUUUGGUGGAUCGUCUUUUCCGCAGUCGCCCAGAGGAGGUGCCGGCACAGUUGAUUGCGGCAAGUGCCACGAUUGACGGCCGUACGGCGCAGGCCCUCAAUACGUGGAUGCGGAACGACAAGGCGAUACGUCUGACGACGAGUUUUGUGGAGCACACAAUCCCUCAGACAAUUAACUUUUACUUUUUUUCGGCCUCGCCGAGGCAUCCACUACCCCGCUGUUUAGAACUAAUCCUCCAGCUUAUAUGCAAACAAGAAAAACGGCCUCGAGUUCUUCUUUUUACAUCACUUGAGGCAGUGGAGGAGGUGGUUAAUUUUUUGUGUACAUUACCGCAGCGUUGUCGGGAAUUGCUUGGAUGGUUGCAAAAAGACUCUAACAGAAUUCUUGCGGCACCUUUACAGUCGCUUGGGGGCACGACAGGUGGUCGAUGUGGGCCUAUUGUGGCAGGGUUACGUGACGUGUACGUGAAGGAUGAUAGUUCAUUGGAGAAGCUGAACACCGGCAAUCUGUUGGUGGGUGUGGGGAGCCACGAACUGAGCCGCGGAAUCCAUGUCAGUGGUGUCACGCAUGUUAUCCUUUACGGUGAGUGCCCACCUGCAGCGGCCUUUGUGCACUGUGCAGGGCGGACUGGCCGAAUGGGGGCUGAAGGUCACGUUGUGGUGCUGUAUCCACCGUCCUCGGGCCGUACUGUGCAGCAGGUGUGCCACGCAGCAGAGCUGCCGUUUAUGUCGGGGCGAAUGGAGCAAGUGGAGGAUCUGCUGGGCGCCGCGGAUUUCGACUUCGCUGAGACCCUGGGGAAGUCACAGAAUGUGAAUUUGCAGGAACGGCCAGAUGAGGCCGGGGAAUACUUUGCUGCUAUGGGUCUUUCAAAUGAGUGA
This is a messenger RNA of Trypanosoma rangeli, 1704 nucleotides long. Its product is annotated as putative DEAD-boc ATP-dependent (RNA) helicase. Gene Ontology annotation, molecular function: nucleic acid binding; ATP binding. The coding region runs from base 1 to 1704 and encodes 567 amino acids. Lineage: Eukaryota; Euglenozoa; Kinetoplastea; Trypanosomatida; Trypanosomatidae. The transcript has a single exon. The record is from RefSeq and is a predicted model, not a curated record.